Molecule: messenger RNA, 858 nt
Organism: Schistocerca piceifrons (Central American locust)
Lineage: Eukaryota; Metazoa; Arthropoda; Insecta; Orthoptera; Acrididae
Product: homeobox even-skipped homolog protein 2-like
Exons: 4
Coding region: 1-858 (285 amino acids)
Biological process (GO): regulation of transcription by RNA polymerase II
Cellular component (GO): nucleus
Molecular function (GO): RNA polymerase II cis-regulatory region sequence-specific DNA binding; DNA-binding transcription factor activity, RNA polymerase II-specific
Source: RefSeq, a predicted model, not a curated record
AUGCAGGUUUUCAACACCAGCGGUUUUCCCUACACUUGGGAUGUAGUAGAAUCCUUGCGCGCAACGGCGAGCGCCUGCUGGUCAGGCUACCCGCUCGACCUCGCAAGGCCGCUGCGGCCAGCUACAGAUGAGAGUACAAUACUGGGCGGUGAGAGUGUCCUCUUUGUCUGUCGUACAGUGGCCCGCCGGAGACGGAAGGAGGGCCGUCCCCGACGCCAGAGGACGACGUUCAGCUCGGAGCAGACCCUCCGGCUGGAGCUGGAGUACGCGCGCUCCGAGUACGUCUCCAGGGGCCGCCGCUUCGAGCUGGCCGAGGCGCUCGCGCUGUCCGAGACGCAGGUCAAGAUCUGGUUCCAGAACCGGCGCGCCAAGGACAAGCGCAUCGAGAAGGCGCAGCUCGACCAGCACUACAGGUGGGUGGCUCACCCUCCAGCAGUUCAGCUCCUCACUAAUCCUCCACGCCAUUCCAUUCCCAACGUUGGUAUUGGGAGGCUGGCCAUGAUCCGGUUCCAGAACCGGCGCGCCAAACACAAGUGUAUCGAGAGGGUGACGCUCGACCAGCACUACAGAACCGGCGCGCGCCAGUGUAUGGAGAAGGUGACGCUCAACCAGCACAACAGGAUGGCGCUGGCCACGACGCUGGCUCAGCUGCCGCCCCCGCUACCGGCCGCGCCGCCCCCGCCGCCCCCGGCCUGCUACGGCCCCGCGGCGCCCUCGGCAUCGUCGGCGACUGCUGCGCCCACCGCAGGGCUGUGCGGCCUGUGCUGCCUCCUGCCGGCGGGCGCCGCAAGCUCCGCUGGGGCGCCCUCCCACAUGUCGGAGGCCGAGCCCGGCGGCCGCAAGGAGGACCUGUCCUAG